Molecule: messenger RNA, 2316 nt
Organism: Auanema sp. JU1783
Lineage: Eukaryota; Metazoa; Nematoda; Chromadorea; Rhabditida; Rhabditidae
Source: the annotation of a GenBank genome assembly
UUGUCCUGUACAACUUAUGCUGGUAACAACAAGAUCGUCAGUGUUCUCGAUGGAAGCGAUAUCGUUGAAGUUGAUGUGACUUCAGGCGAAGUAACCAAAGUACACAGCAAUCUUGAUGCUGUCGUAUGGCUCGGCUUCUUCUCAAAUACAAUUCACUUCGCUGACGCAAAUGGAAGCUUCUAUAAACUUGACGGGUCAUUACCCGAAAAGCUAUUCCAUGUUAACUCAUCUGAUAGUUACUACUGCGCUGUCGAGAACGGAAGUAUCUUCGUUCUGACUUCUACACAUGAAUUGUUCAAAGACGGCCGACUAGUAGCCGACUCUGUGAGCUCAUUUGUCGUUGGCAGAAACUUCUGUUUAUACACUACUUUGCAAAACAAACUUCUAAUCUACAGCGCGGAAGAAUGGGUCAAAUUAGCAGAGCCUCGAGGAUUAGAAAUUGGAAGUCGACUAGUUGAUAUAGCUAGGGAAGGUACUGCUGUCACAAUGCAGAUGCCUAGGGGAAACUUGGAAACAAUCCAUCCUCGACCAUUUGUUGUUGAAACCUUGCGAAAAUUGAUAGAUGAACUUAAGUAUGUUGAAGCUAUGAGGCUUAUGAAGAAACAUAGAAUUGAUAUGAACCUUCUUUGUGAUCAUAACCCGGAGGUCUUUGUGGAUAACAUUCAAAAACUAUUGAAUGGAUUAGAUGCUGAUCUUGUUAACUUGUUUAUUGCUAGUCUGAACCAAGAUCGCAGUGAGUUUUGUACUGCGGAAGUUCUGCCUGAUAAGGUGUCAUUUAUCACUGAAGAGUUAUGUAAAUACGUUCUUGAAUUGAAAGUAGCUGAACGCCUCAAGGUGUUUACAGUUCUACUUUCAUCUCUCUUGAAAUCAGCACCACCAAGAACUGAAGAAGCUUUGAAAUACAUAAAAGAACAUACUGAUGAGAUGAACAGUCUCGACAAAGAUUUUCAUUCAAGAAAAUGGUUGCACCAUGUUUCCUUCUUUGUUACUGAUGGUUCCAUGUUCAAUGCAGCUUUGGCAACUUAUGAUCUAUCACUCACUGUCCAAGUAGCUGAAGCCUCCAACAGAGAUCCAAAAGAGUACUUACCUCUUCUGAAUGAAUUGCGAAAGCUUGAACCUGAGGAGUAUCGCAAGUACCGAAUUGAUCUUCUUCGUGAGGAUUGGAAGACUGCUCUGAGCAACAUCGCCAAACUUGACGACCGCUUUGAGGAAGCUGUAGAGCUCGUGAAAUCCAAAGGAAUAUAUUCUGAUGCUUUGGAAAUCUUCUUGGAAGACGACGAGAAGUUCAAGAAAAUCGCCAAGCUCUGUGCUACACAUUAUGAAACUAAGAGUGCUUUCAAUGAAGCCUUAAUAUUCUUCGAGAAGGCUGAAGACUACGAAAACGCUUUGAAAUGUUGUAUUAGUGUUGGUAGUUUGCCUGCCCUGCAGAGAAUCUUCAAGAAAGCUGGUCUUUCGGUAGAAGAAGAGAAGAAUCAGUUGAAGAAGUUGGUUCUCAUGUUGAAGCAGAAGUCUCGAUUUGCAGAUGCUGCUGUUGUUUACGAACUUAUGGGUGCUCAUAAUGAUGCGAUUGCUAUGCAUAUUGCUGCUGGACACUGGAAUUAUGCAUCCAACGUUCAUUACUUCGAUGAAGUUGAAGACAUAGUCAAUCAAGAAGCUCUCAAUCACGUUGAGACUAUCGUCAGAGAAAUCAUUUCUUACGAAAGCGAUUUUGCAAGAUUCGUCAAACGCUUAGAAGUGGUACGAGAAACUAAGGAGAAGCUGCUACAAAACUUGAAGGAUGGCAUCGAAACUGGGCGUGAUCUUGAGGAUUGUGAUGCCUUCUCAGAAGCUGCAUCGACUUUAUCAAUGAUCAGUAGACGAACAGGAAGGACAACAAGCAGUCGAGCAAGCACAACAGCAACAGUCAGAAAGAGGAAGCAGAUUGAUCGUAAGAAACAAUCGUUGAAAGAAGGAGGAGAGUAUGAGGAUUCAGCGAUCUUACUCACUUUGAAGAAACACUAUGCUUGGGCCAAUAAAACUGCAGUUACUAUCAAAACACUCUCGGUGUGUCUGCUGCGUUGUCUGAAAAUCCGCGAAGCGAAGCUAUUGCAAGAUAAGUUCAGCAAAUUCCGAACACUUCUCCAAAAUCAGAAACACCAUGUUUGGCCUAACAGAUGGGAGCCAAAACAUCUCGCCGGUCCUGUGUAUGCUUUGUAUUCAGUGGACAAUGUUUUCAGCUUCCCUCCGGAAGGAGGAAUGCCUAGUAGUAUCGUCCUAGAGCCUGAACUUAUCGCACCAGAGCUCGUCGAUGAAGAAGCUUUCAAAAUUCAUUUAUAA